AUGCCGUCAUAUUCUCUCUUGUGGAAAUCAGUAUUGACCAUGAUGCAGCGAAUCUUUGCCCUCCUUGCGCUUUUGGCGACCGCCUCCGCCUUUGCCCCGGCAUCCACCUCGGCAGCCUUUGGCAUCGCCAAGAGCUCUACGACUCUUUCCAUGGCAAUGAAGGCCCCAGAGAUGAGCAAGGGAGUUAUGGCUGCCGUUGCUGGAGUCAUGCCGGCCAUUCUUUCCUCGACGGCUGCCGUUGCGACUGAGGGAACAAAUGAGUGGUUCGGUGUUGAUGAUCCGCGUCUUCUCGGAGUGUUGUUCCUUGGUCACUGGUUCAUCCUGACUCUGUGGUUGCAGCAAUACAAGAACUACGAUGAAGAAGAGGACUUUUUCGGCGAAAUUGAUUACACUGGCAGCAAGAAGUAGGACUUCCAUCCACACCAAUAUUCCUACGUAAGAACAUUUCUGGUUGCUAUGGUUUCUUACGUGCCUCUCCUGGGAGUGAAGCAUACGUUCUUUCGCGGUUAUUUCAAUGCCAUAGAGAAGUAAUGUCUAGCGGAAGCUGUUGUUUUCCCAA
Phaeodactylum tricornutum CCAP 1055/1 is the source of this 559-nucleotide messenger RNA. RefSeq lists its product with no specific name. Bases 1 to 408 code for a protein of 135 amino acids. Lineage: Eukaryota; Bacillariophyta; Bacillariophyceae; Surirellales; Neidiaceae. The transcript has 2 exons. The record is from RefSeq and is a predicted model, not a curated record.